Molecule: messenger RNA, 4056 nt
Organism: Conger conger (European conger)
Lineage: Eukaryota; Metazoa; Chordata; Actinopteri; Anguilliformes; Congridae
Gene: slc2a12
Product: solute carrier family 2 member 12
Exons: 6
Coding region: 218-1987 (589 amino acids)
Biological process (GO): transmembrane transport
Cellular component (GO): membrane
Molecular function (GO): transmembrane transporter activity
Source: RefSeq, a predicted model, not a curated record
CACAAAUUCAAAACAACAAACCUGUGCUGUCAGGGCUGACGGCUCCGCGAAGGAGAGCAACAACAAAUCCAGCAGCUAGUACUAGCUAGAAACUUUUCUACAGUCAUUUAGGAUGCCCGACUGGAGUAUCUGGCUAACUUAGCUAGACUACCUCCGUAACUAGCUAGAGCUUGCUAGUGAACGCUCGUCAAGCUCCAGACAGCUAACACAAUCAAGAAUGGACACAUAUGGCACCGAGAAACAGAACUGUCAACAUAAAGACCACACUACAGAGAACCAACUGGACACAAGAAAGACAGGAUGCCGGACGUUUCUCCUCCUGGCCUCGGUGGUGGCCGCGGUCAGCGGCUUCAUGCUGGGGUACGAGAUGGCCCUAAUUUCGGGGGCCCUCCUGCAGCUGAGGGAGGUCCUCUCGCUCACGUGCCAGAGGCAGGAGAUGGCGGUGAGCUCGCUCCUCUUCGGGGGCCUCCUCAUGUCCCUGGUGGGGGGCUUCGUGGUGGACCACUACGGGCGCAAGUGCUCCGUCAUCCUCAGCGCCUGGGCGGUGGUGGCGGGCACCUUCGCGGUGAUCGUGUUCCCCUCCUACCCGGUGCUCAUCGCCGGGCGCGCCGUGCUGGGCAUGGCGGUGGCGCUGUCCUGCACGGCCUCCUGCCUCUACAUCGCCGAGAUCGCGCCCAAGGACAUGCGGGGGCUGCUGGUGUCCCUGUACGAGCUCAUGGUGGUCAUCGGCGUGCUGCUGGGCUUCGGCUUCAGCUACGCCUUCGCCGCGGUCCCCGGCGGGUGGAAGUACAUGUUCGUGGUGGUGGUACCGCCGGCAUUGCUCCAGGCGCUCACCAUGCUCCUCCUGCCCGUCAGCCCGCGCUUCCUGAUGAAGAAGGGCAAGUUCCUGGAGGCCCAGCGGGUGCUGGCCCGGCUCAGGUCCUGCUCGGCGGACGAGGAGCUCCAGAGCAUGCAGGACUCGGUGACGGAGGAGAGCCAGUCCAGCUUCCUGGACCUGUUCAGGGGCAAGGACAACGUGAGGAUGAGGCUGAUGAUCGGGGUGGCGCUGGUCUUCUUCCAGCAGGUCACCGGCCAGCCCAACGUCCUCUUCUACGCCUCCACCGUCCUGAAGUCGGUUGGUUUCCACAGCAACCAGGCCGCCACGCUGGCAUCCACAGGCUUGGGCUUGGUGAAGGUGGUGGCGACUGUUCCCGCCGUCCUGUUGGUGGACCGGGUGGGCAGCAAGGCCUUCCUGUGCGUGGGGUCGGUGAUUAUGGUGCUUUCGCUGACCGCCCUGGGGGUGGUGACCCUUCACAGUCACGCCACCAUGACCAGCCUCUGCCAGAGCCCCCUUCCAGGGGGUGUCAACCACACGGCCUGGUCCCAAAACGUCUCCGCGACCUCCCUGGACUUCAGGGUGGGCAUCCUCGAGUUCCCGCCACCCGCCUCCGACGGCCUCAACCUCUCCAACACCACCGGUGGGUGGAUGACCACGGGGAGGUGGGGGCAGGAGGGUGGAGAAAACGUCGUCAAGGUUCCCGAAGCAAGCCACGGCGGGCCGUCCAGUGCCUUGAAGUGGCUCUCUCUCGUCUCCCUGCUCGUCUACGUCACGGCCUUCUCCAUAAGCCUUGGACCAAUGGUCUACGUGAUCGUGUGCGAGAUCUUCCCGCUGGGCAUCCGUGGGAAGGCGGUGUCCGUGGUCUCGGCCGUGAACUGGGGCACCAACCUCGUCAUUUCGCUGACGUUCCUCACCGUGACCGACAAGAUCGGCCUUCCGAAUGUCAUGUUCACGUAUGCUGCGAUGAGCUUUGCUCUCCUGGUCUUUGUGAUUCUAUACAUACCCGAGACUAAAGGGAGGUCCCUGGAACAGAUCUCAAAGGAACUGGCCAAGAAAAACCACCUUGAAGACAGGAUAUGCUACAGGGUGAAGCCAAAAACAGAAAUCUUAAUCUUGAUGAGACCAGAGGAGGAGAACGGGACAAAGAAAGAAUGUAUACCUCAGAACUGAACCUAAUUUAGGAACCUGCACAAUAAUAAUAAUAAUAAUAAUAAUAAUAAUAAUAAUAGAUUUUUUUUUUCAUAAGAUAUGUUAUUUUAGCUUCUCUGGGAUACAGUAAACAGCGAGGUGUUUUCUGAAGACCGAAGUCAGAAUACUUGAAAAAAAAAAAAAAAAAACAUAUCAGCCAUUUCCUGUACGUCCACACGCGGUAUCGUGGCGCGUGGGAGACCAGAACGUUCCGCAUCAGUUCGCAGGACCCGAACAGCUUCAGCGAACCGCCAGCUGUACAAAGAGACUGUGCGCAGAACGUCUGCUACGUUCACAAAAUGGCCGACUUCUCCGCUUGACUCAUCUGAACAUACCAUUAGCAUUACCUGCCACCGGCUGCUCAAUCUAGUGCAGCCAUCUUGGCUCCUGACUAAUCGACUGAUUUACUUGGGCACUUACCGCCAGGGCCGAGGAACAACAGAAACCCAGGAGGCCCCGCGCCCCGGCCAGACCAGGACUCGCUGCUCUCGUAGAUGUUGACGGUACAGAAUAUAUCGCAGGUCUGUAACCCUGGUCCUGAAGAGCACCAUGAUCUGCUGGCUUUUGCUUCCACAUUAAAAUCAACACCCAAAUUCAGACCCAAGUAGCCAGAUGAGGCGAGCUAACUGUAUAACCAAAAACUUACAAUGAUUCAGCGGAGAGUGACAAGGAAAACCAGCAGAGCCUGUGGCCCUCCAGGACCGGGCGUACAGACCCCUAGUAUAAUAGUUUUGGUUUAUUUGCCCACAGCAGUGUGAGCUCAACACCAAAGGUGUCAAAUUCUAGACCUGGAGGGCCUCAGUGUCUGCAGGUGCUGUAUGCGCUUCUUCCAACGCAUUCGAUUGUUCAGCCAAUCAACCGUCUUAAAUGAAUCGCUAGUGCUGAAACGCCACUGUGGCCAUCCAGGACAGGAUUAUGACACUUCUGCUUCAUACAAUUAAACAUGUUGGGGCGACAAUGGCUCAGGUGAUAAGAGCAGUCGUCUGGCAGUCGGAGGAUUGCUGGUUUGAAUCCCACCCUGGGUGUGUCGGAAGUGUUCUUCAGCAAGACACCUAACCCCCAAAUGCUCCCGACGAGCUGGUCGGCACCUUGCAUGGCAGCCAAUCGCCGUUGGUGUGUGCGAGUGUGUGCAUGAAUGGGUGAAUGAGAAGCAUCACUUGUACAGCGCUUUGGAUAAAGGCGCUAUAUAAAUGCCAACCAUUUACAUGUUAAAUGAUUAUAAGAAUUGUGCUUCACUAAAAUGUGGUGGACAUUGCUGAUGCUAAGACACUUCAGCGAUGAGCGGUUUGUUGUCAUGACGAGGAGAAGGGACUCUCCACCCAUCCUCGUAAAGAUAGCGAUUCAGUAUGAGGCCUUUAGUACAUACACCUUUUGUUUAGUUUUGUUGUAUUAAAGAGUUCUGACGUACAAGGAUAAUUUUGCCAUUAUAAAGAACCGUCGUUUCUUUGUUUCCGUGAAGUGCACUGCAUCAUGCAAAUGUGUGCAGCAGUUGCCCUGGAGUUUGUGCGGUCACCUGACCUCUGUCAUUGUGAACCGCGUGCCAAUUCAGAUCAACCUCUUCCUGAGUGUGAACAGCACAAUGGACAGCUGAUUACAGAUCUUUUCACUGGGAAGGUCGGGCUUAUUUAGGCUUGUAGCAUGUUGCUUUCUACAAUUUACAUGAACCAGCUCAACACGAGAACACUGGGUAGCGGACACGUAGCAUGCACUGGGCUAACUUGACAGCCGGCUCAAAUGGGCCACCAUUACGUGCCGAACUAACGCACAAUUACAAUGACUUCAGAAACCGCGCACACGUACCGCACAGCGUGGCAAGUGAAUGUUACGGUGCGUUGCGUAGGCAUUGACUUAAUUCUCCCAAGAGUUGGCUAAUGUCUUAAUGCGUACAAGUAUGUGCUGUAUACACGGGUGAGAAUGACUGUCGAAUCGUAAUCCCCUAGUCAGGGGAGGAUCCCGCCGUCCCGAGGGUGGGGUUAUGACUGCGCUCGUUCAGUCUCUAAAACAUGCACAAAAUGGCUUCCACAAUAACAACAACAAUAAUAAAAAUUUAA